UAUAUAUAUAUGCAAUUUAAUAUUGAUAAAUUUUUAGUAAUCGACUUUUGAAAUGUCGCUUCUAGCGAUAUAGUUUGUAACUAAAUUUAAAUAAACCGUUGAAUAGCUAUUUUAAGGUUAGUUUUCGUAAUCGCGAACACGUGUGAUUGAUAGUUUUGUUUAUGUUUUCUUAAAAAUUACUUUAUUUUUCGUUAAAAUUAAGAAAAUUUGAACAAAACAUGAAUGCCAUAUGUGCUAUAUGUCGGGAUUCUAUUUUGUCAUGUAGAAAAACGGUAGUUUCAAACAAGUGUGGACAUUUGUACCAUUUCGUAUGUAUUCAAGAGUGGUGUAAAAGUUCCCAAACUUGUCCACAAUGUCGACAAAUUUGUAUAAUGGUAACAAAAGUGUAUUUUAAUGUUUCUCUUAAUGAUUCAAUAAAUGAUUAUGAAGAAUUAGGAAAACAAGUAGAUGAAUUAAAAACAAAAAUUUUGGAAUUGGAAAAAAGCAAUGCUAUUUUAGAGAAAAGAAAUCGAUUUUUGGAAAAUUUUAGAAAUCGAACUAAAAAAAAAAUGUACAAAGUUGCCGAAGAAUCAAACAAUACUUCAAUUGCGAAUAAAUCUGGCAUAUGUUUACGAUCUGGACGUGUUCUAAAGCGAAUUAUUAACCAAUGAUAUUUAUUUAAAAACAUUGAAGAGAGAAUUGAAUUAAAAAAGCCUUGAUGUUAAAAUUUUAAAUGAAAAGAAAAGGCAUAAAUCGUUAAUUAUUGUGAUAAAAAUGUUGCAUCGAAGAACAAGUUUUUGUAUUUUGAUGAUUGUUGGUUUAAUUAUAACAUUUAUUCAGAUGUGGUUAUUUAAUAAACCGGCGAAUACAAAUUUUAAAGAUAUUAAGAAACCGAUAAUUUUAUGGUGGAAUGAUUUUGGAUUUAAUGGUUUUAAAAGUUGUGGACAAUUUAUUUGUUAUUUUACACAGGAUGAAAAUUUUCUAACACAUUCCUUUCUCAAGGCGAUUAUAUUUUAUGGCAGUUCCAUGGAAUAUCGAAAUUUACCAAUUCCAAGGGGGAAAAAUAUACAAUGGGGUUUAUUGCACGAAGAAUCACCUCGCAAUAAUCCAGCAUUUGUUUACGAUGAUUUUUUGAAUUUAUUUAAUUAUUCGUCAACAUUUAGUCGAUACAGUGAUAUUAUCUCAUUACAAAUUCCAGGAAUUGAUGAAUUAACAAGUAAAAAAUUCUAUUUUUCAUUUGAAAAGAAAGAGAUUUUAAUGAAACAAAAUGAUUUAGCACCAUUGCUUUAUAUUCAAUCGAAUUGUGACACGACAAAUGACAGAGACGAUUAUAUUGCUGAAUUAAUGAAAUAUAUUCGAGUCGAUGCCUAUGGUUCCUGUUUAAAUAAUCGUAAAUUACCAGAAAGUUUACAAAUUGAUCAUCUUCGCACUUUAUAUGACGAUGAAUUUUAUAAUUUUGUGGCCAAAUAUAAAUUCACUUUAGCUUUUGAAAAUGCAGAUUGUGAGGAUUAUAUUACGGAAAAACUUUGGCGACCACUUAUUGUUGGUUCUAUUCCAAUUUAUUAUGGUUCGCCGUCUUUCAAGGAUUGGCUACCAAAUGAAAAAUCUGCCAUUUCAGUUCGUGAUUUCUCUAGUCCAAAGGAAUUGGCGAAUUUCAUUGAAAAAAUAUCAAUCAAUGAAACUUUGUAUAAUGAAUAUUUAUCACAUAAAUUAAUUGACAAAUUUUCAUCUCUCACUAAUGAGCGACUUAUCAGUUUAUAUCGUGAUAAACCAAAAGGAUUUGAUUUUUACGAUAGUCUCAAUGAAUUUGAAUGCUAUAUUUGUAAUGCAAUAAAUAAUGAAAAUAAAAAUCGAAAAUAUAUGAUGACACGAAAACAAUUAAAUUGUACACAGCCAAUAAGUGCACUCACUCAAAAAGUAAAUCCAAAAAAUAAAUGGCACAAUUGGUGGGCCAAUGGUAAAUGUGAGGCAAAAUUAUUAGCCUAUCAUGUUGUGAAUAAUUUGAAAAUUAAUGAAACUAUAUUUAGUGAGGAAACUGCGCGAAUGUACCUGAAUAAUAAAUGUUAGACGAUAUUUUAAAAUAAUUACAUAUAUAAUUUUUUAUAACAUUUUUUAUAAAAAGAAGAAUUAAAAUUACUAAAAAAAAAAAAAUAAUUAUAAUGAAACAACAAAAUUUUCAAAGAAGUAAGAAACAAUUUUAAAUCUAAAUCUAAUUUGUAAAAUUAUUGUAAGCUCAAAAUUAAUCUUCGAUUGUAAUUUAUAAAAUUGUUUAUAAAAAAAAAGUUCAUAUUUUAAUAAAUAAAAUUUGUUUUACUAGCGUUAUUAAAUUUAAUUAGAAAAAUUAAUAAUAAAACAAAAUUAAUGAUAUAAAAUAAGAAAAUAAUUAAUUGUAACAAAAUAUGAAAUUAUUUUUAUUAAUUUUACAUUUACAAAGUUUACAUUACAGUGGAAUCUCAAUAAGUCAAAAUUUAAAAAAAUUUUUAACUUGAAAUAAUUUUAAUUUCUCACCAAGAUAUAAUUUGAAUUUUACAAUUUUAAAACUAAAUUUUCGAUAAUUUUCUACUUCGAAUUAUCAACGUCCCUAUUGUAAUAAAAAUUAAUAAUCCUGGUCAAUUAUUUAAAAAACAUAAUAAAAAAAAUUUUAUUUUAUUAAACAAUCGUUGAAUUGUGCAGUUUUAGAAAAGCGAAUUAUUUUCAAUAAAUCGAUAAACAAUUUACAAUAAUGAGUAUUUGUUUUUAUUUGUUAUUAGUAGUAAAAAUUUGUUUUUUUUUAAAUAACUUUAUUAAUUGUAUAUAUAUAUUUUUUU
This is a messenger RNA of Leptopilina boulardi, 2786 nucleotides long. RefSeq names its product alpha-(1,3)-fucosyltransferase 10 (gene FucTB). Bases 754 to 2046 code for a protein of 430 amino acids. The record is from RefSeq and is a predicted model, not a curated record. NCBI's taxonomy places the organism in Eukaryota, Metazoa, Arthropoda, Insecta, Hymenoptera, Figitidae. The transcript is spliced from 11 exons. Gene Ontology annotation, molecular function: alpha-(1->3)-fucosyltransferase activity. Gene Ontology annotation, cellular component: membrane.